Filobasidium floriforme is the source of this 1131-nucleotide messenger RNA. RefSeq lists its product as uncharacterized. The transcript is spliced from 6 exons. Lineage: Eukaryota; Fungi; Basidiomycota; Tremellomycetes; Filobasidiales; Filobasidiaceae. The record is from RefSeq and is a predicted model, not a curated record. The coding region runs from base 1 to 1131 and encodes 376 amino acids.
AUGCCCAACAAGGUCGCCCCAUCAGGCCGUCGACGCAUCGUCAUCCUCUCGAUCACUGCCUUCGUAUUCACUAUCCUGAUCGCAAGCCUUGCCGGCCAUGGACGACUUGUUCACAGUCAUUCGCCAUUCCCAAAGCCUUUCUAUCAAAAUCUCUACCCAUUGGGGUGGGCGAAGACAGUCGACGAGGCCAGGACGGACCGAAUUGCCAUCGUCAUGAUUGAUACCAGGUCACCGUCGAUGCCACAGGAUUCGAAGGAAGAAAUGUCAUUCUGGACCAUCUCGAUCUUACAUAACUAUCUCUACGCCAAAACCCUUGGUGUACCCUUCAUUUUGUACAAUCUGGACCCUCUCAUGGAAGAAGACGGCGUGACAACUCAGCUGGACGAUACUGAAGGCGAGGUGCGAUUACCAGCUUAUUGCGAGCAUCCGCAAUACGGGUUCCGCAUGGUGGCUUUCUGCAAACUGCUCGUCGUCUGGAAUGUUUGGCGGCAGAAUCCGCAGAUCGAGAAUCUGGUUGUCAUAGGUGGGACUGAAGACUCGAUAACACCUUGCCGCUUACCAGACUCGGACGCCGUCUUCAAAUCCCCUCAUAAUCACGUCCAAUCUCAUCUAGACUACCUGUCGCGACGCUGUCCGGUCGGAUUUCUCAGGGAUCUUCCUUAUGACGAAGAAGGUCCAUGCGCAGGCUAUUGGUUUGCGAGCCGGGGAGUCGCCGCUUUACCUCAUUCAGGAGAUAGCUUAGGCAACGAGACUGGGGUCGAGUUCUUGGAAGAUUGGUGGAAUAUGAAUUGGGCCGAGACGGACUACAGAUAUGAUCGGGAGCAAGGCUUGUUGAAGAAGAUGGUGCGGGAUCGUCAGGGCUCUGAUCAAGUCAACGCAGUUGUACUGAGCGACGAAUGGCAAUUCGAAGACCGCUCCCCCAGCCAGAUGGUCGUUCACGUCAACCACCUCCAAGAAGGCCAGCAAUCCCACCUGCUGGCAAAGUACUUUUCUUGGCCCGACUACAAUCUGACCGAUCGGCGCGGACUGCAGGACUUGUUGGACGAGAUCGAAGUCGGGAAGGUCGACCUGGGACCGGUAGCGGAAGCCGUAGAAGAGGCGUCGCAGAGGCGAAAGGCGUCCUCAUGGUGA